Messenger RNA from Nothobranchius furzeri (turquoise killifish), 8010 nucleotides. NCBI's taxonomy places the organism in Eukaryota, Metazoa, Chordata, Actinopteri, Cyprinodontiformes, Nothobranchiidae. The record is from RefSeq and is a predicted model, not a curated record.
ACGUUGCCGUGGGAGCCGCAGACGCCAGUCAUGGAUGAGCAACCUAAUAAUGUUAAAUUCCUAACGUGACGGAAAAGCGCCUCAGCCAAUCAGAGCAAGGGGUUGGUAAAUUAGAACCUAAUCAGAGCUGUCAGGGGGCGGGGCUUGGCCAAUCAAGACGAGGAAAGGUAACUGUUUCCAAAAGAGUGUCAGAUCAACGCGGCUGCUAGCGCGUGUGCGGCGCGUCUACGCUGACUGAACUUUACGUGCAAGGACGAGCUCGCGUGAAGGUUACAAGAGGAGAGCUUCCAGCAGGUUUUGUGUCUUCAAAGGGAUAUUUUUUCUCCUCACUGAAGCUGACUCAGACGGAGGUUUUCCUGGGCCACCAGCCGAGGAUGCAAAUGAAAAGAGGAGGCAUAAAGUAAAGAAGACCAAACCAAACAACCUAAAAUUACCCCAGCCUCAGUUUUCUCUCUGCAAUGAACCUCCUCUUCCUAACUGGAUGAAAUGCCUUGACCCUCACCCACCGCACCAUGGCAGGUUUAGUCUCCUCUGUGGGUUUGGUGGUGAUGCUCAAGGUUCUCGUUCAACGAAUGCUGUUUCUGGGGAUAACAGUGCUGGUAACUGUGAUCGCAUCUGACUCACCUGCUGCAGAUGGCUACCAAUUGGAUUCACACUCUACCCCCAUGGGAUUCCUGGGAAACAACACAAGUCCAGCAAGAUCUUCACCGUCAGCCUUACUGGAGUUACAUCAGGCUGCCUUUCAGAAACCAGAGUCAACUGUUUCACUGCUGUCAACUUCUGAGCCAAUCCAAACUUCUUCUCCAUCUCCGGAAAGUUCCAGGCAGCUACACCAGGCAUCUACAUCCAUAACAACCGCAAGUCUUUCUGCUUUUACAGGAUCAACACCACAUCAAGGUCCUCAUUAUGAAGGAAAAGUGACUUCCAGCCCGUCUCAGAAGGGGACAUUAGAGCAGAUGCAAUCAAACACGACACCAACACCUGGCCAGACUUUCUCUGAGACUUUAACAAGCAAUUAUCUUAGUCCAAUCGUGAAUUCAAGCCAGCUGAGCCCAAACCCAGAUGAGAUCAUGUCACCUGGUUACCUCGUGCCUUCCAUCACCCCCCACUCCACCCUGUCUUUACCUGAACCUGCUGAGGUGCCUUCAGACGACUUCUACCCCACCAACACCAUGGAUGUGGACUGGGGGUCUGGAGACUAUUUGGAAACGAUUUCUUACUUGGAUCAAGAUAGGGACGACACCUCUCUGGUCACGAAGGUUCCCUCUGACCCUUAUGAUCUGGAGGAAAACACAGAAACCUACGACACAUCGUUUCCUUCCAGAGUGGGCAUAUCCCCCUCAUCACUGCACCCUGUUUAUCUCUCUCCGUCUUCCAGUUUCAUGACCGCACACAACACUAUCGUUCCUCAUACAUCCAUACAUCCUUCUUCAUUUUCUGCAACAGCUCACCUUAUACUCCCGACGCCUCACACGGAUACAUCUAGCACAUCAGAUGUAGACUGGGGAGACACUUUUACAAUCCAGCCAACAGAUGUCCUCUUACCAGACAUGAACAGCUUAGAGUAUUACACCACUCAGCUGACCAAGGAGAGCAACGUCUCAGCAGAACAUAAGACGAAUAUAACCAGAGUUGCCAUCAACGCUACAAAUAUCACUCCCACUAGCGGCUUCACCAGUAAUCUAACUGACGAGGAGUCCUCCGGGGAUCUGUCGGGGUUUGAGCCUCCCGAUGAAUCGACCACGGUAGGUCCAACUGAGGAGAACCUUCAACUGAUCAAUGCCACUAAGCCGCUUCGUGAUCCUUCCUUAAUCCCGACUCAUUUCCUCAAUCCGUCUUCUUCGAUAUGGAAUGACCAGUUGUCUACCACGGGUUGGUCCGUGCAUACACGGACUGAGGAUGUGGACACUGCAAUAACAGAUUCUUUGCAGCCUGGUGCGACACCUCUGCUUCCAGAAGAUUUGGCGACUUCCUCCUCUCUGACAGAUGUGCAUUGGUUUGUCACAGAUUCGUUUGACGAUGAGUCUGUACACUUUACUACUGUCGUAACUGAAACUACAGCCUUCUCCAGUGUUCCUACUGAACCUGCUGCCAGUGACCCUGCUGUAACUGAAGAGCCUUUCAAUAAUGCUUCAGCUUCAACCAAUUCCACAACCCCUAGUGUCACCCCAGUUUCCCCUGUCAUGUUGGGUGAUCAGGGCAUAACUGGUGAUGGAGCUGACAUCUCCACCACAAUGGCCUUGAUCCCAGAAAGCAGUGAUGUUAAUACAGUCUCUGCCUUACCCACAAGUCAACCUGGCACAACCAAUGCUCAUCACACCACCACUGAGACCUCUACAGUCAACAGCGUUAUUACAACUAUGGCUGAUAAGACGACAAUGCCCAGGCCGUACCUCUGCAACGUGGAAAGGCCUGCUUAUCUAACAAGGAUGGGUUUUCCCCCUGGGGUCACUGUUGGUCAUGCCAAAUCUCAAGUUCGAGACGUACUGAAAAGGGAAUUCAACAAGUCAGUGGAACUGCAGGUCGUGAAUCCCCCUCCAAGCUUCGAGUUCCGUGUGGUUUCGGGCCCAAUUGUGUACACGGCCAUAUCUGUCAUUAAUGCACUGCUGCGAUAUGAGAGGAACUUCCUGAAUGUGACUCCUAACUGGGUGAUACCAGACAGUAAAUAUCAGGUCCAAACAGUGCUGCAGUUUGUUCCCGGUUACAUCGACGUUCGCUUCUGCAACUUCAGCGAGAGCUUGGAGAAAGGUUUGACCCUGGCUUUUGCAGAAGUUCGGCGUCGCUCAGGAGAAUCAACCAACUUCACGGUGCAUAUAAUAGACAUUACUACAGCUGUGCCCAAAUAUGAGAACCGGCAGCUGAUAAGGCAACCAGUGGACAUCAUCUUCACUAUUAGUGGCUCAAGGGGCUUCCUGACGGGGUCAGAGGUCAGCGAUGCUCUGUUAAAACUCACAGUGGUGGAAUUCAGCUACUACAUUGGCUUCCCUGUCCUGCAGAUUGCUGAACCUUUACAUUAUCCAGAGCUCAACACCAGCUCUUUGCUUCGCUCCUCCUGGGUUCGAACAGUACUUCUGGGCGUUCUGGAGCAGAAACAGAGCGAAAGAACCUUUCAGGCCAACAUAGAGCGCCAAGUGGCCCUGUUACUUGCAGAGGCAAUGGGACAAACGAGACGGGUUAAAAGAGCCACGACUGUUGGCAACAACAGCGUCCAGAUUGUGAACAUGAGUCGCCUGGAGGCUGCUGACCACCCUUUAGAGAUCAUGUAUUUUGUUGAGGGUCCGAAUGGUGAGAGGGUGCCAGCGGUCCAAACGGCCGACCUGCUCAACAGGCUGGAUCUGCAAAGAGCUGCCAUCAUCCUGGGAUUUCGUGUGCAGGGUGUCUUGGCUCAGCCUGUAGAGAAGGUGGAGAACAACAACAACAACAUGUGGAUCAUCGUUGGGGCGGUUAUGCUCCUUUUCGUGGUUCUCGUCGUCAUCUCCGUCCUCUACUGGAAGCUGUGUCGGACAGAUAAGCUGGAGUUUCAGCCAGAUGCCAUGUCUGCCAUACAGCAAAGACAGAAGUCCAAUACGUCAUUCGGUGAAUCCAGAGCUCCUCUUCACCAACCACUCCCUCCAACUAAAGGGGGUAUUGAGUUUAGUGAGGAUGAAGAGGGAGAGUAUGAGGAGGAGGAAGAGGAAGAAGAGGAGGAGGAGGUUAAAAAGGGGAAGAAGUCUGAGGUUCUCCCCAAGAGUAGAAGGAUGAAUAAGGAUGAAGAGGAAGAAGAGGAGGAGGAAGAGGAAGAAGAGGAGGAGGAGGAAGAAGAAGAAGAGGAGGAGGAGGAAGAAGAGGAGGAGGAGGAGGAAGAAGAAGAGGAGGAGGAAGAAGAAAAAGAGGACAAAUAUAGAAAAUUUGAAAAGAAAGAAAUUCCCUCUCAAGAGCAAAAGCGACAACAGAUGAAAGCGAUCCAGAACAAAGCAGGGAGGAUGAAGACUACGGAGGAAGUUUUGUCUAAAGGGAGACGAGCCAAAGAGGAGUUACAGGCUCCCAGUGUGAAGGGAUUUGACUUUGCUAAGCUCCAUCUUGGCCAGCACAACAAAGAUGACGUCAUGGUGAUCCAGGAGCCUGUCCCAAUGGGGUCUGGCUCCGGCCCCCUCCCUGUGUCUGCUAAAGAUGGCAUCGCUCCAUCUGAAAACGGCGAUGCUCCCACGACCAAAUCUAGAACAUCAGCCUCCUCCACCAAGGCGUCCCGCAGCAGUCGAAGGCGAGAGAGGAUCUCCCCAUCAGAUGGCGACUCAGUGGUGAGUGACCGUUCUAGUGAGCGCGAAUCGACCGAGGAGAACCUGAGAGCCCACGCCACGCCCAGCGACAGCAAGCACACCCGUAAGGCCCCCAUCAAUGUUUUAAACGGCAAGAAUAGAAUUGGUCCUCCACCUGCUGGUGGCGCAGCACUCGAGCCGCCGACGGCAGCUGCCAUCUUUGAGCACGUUGAUCGGAUGUCUCGCCCUACAGAUGCCAGCCGUAGACUUCCUAAUAAAAUCCAGCUAAUUGCCAUGCAGCCCAUGCCUGUUCCACCUCUGCAGGGUCCAGCCGCCAACGGAAAACUGUCCGACACAAACCAAGUGAACAAAGAGAUCCAGGCAGCACUGAGACACAAGUCAGAGAUUGAGCACCAUCGUAAUAAGAUCCGUCUGCGUGCCAAAAGGAAGGGCCAUUAUGAUUUCCCUGCAAUGGACGACAUGAUUAGUGGCCUCGGCGAUGCAAAGGACCAGGAUCACAUUUAUCAAAAAGCACAGAAUCAAAUCAACAGGAUUCUGGACGCAGACUCCCAGGUUCCCCCCGUCUUCAUGGAAUUCAAGAAAAGUGGUCGUGGGAGGCGCUCUCCAAAACAGAAACGGAGGGAUCAAAUGAAUGGAGGCAUGAUGGAGGCAGACAAAGACCAUCUGAUCACUGAAGACAGCGACGCGGCGUGCAGAAAGUGUCCUGGAGUCAACAAUGUGGCCUACGUGUCGGACCCUGACCAAGGCCCAGGAUCCCCUCAGAGGAGCCCCUCCCCCACAGACGAUGUCUUCCUAGGUCCUGCUUCCUCUCCCCCAGGCCAUGCCCCUCCCCCACCCCCCUACAUGCCGCCACAGCCCUCCAUUGAAGAGGCGCGGCAGCAGAUGCACUCCCUGUUGGAUGACGCUUUUGCCCUCGUGUCACCGACCUCUCAGAGCAGCGCUGCAGGGAUCACUCUACCAGGGGUCAACAGCAACGUCCAGGGCUCCAGCCCUCCAGAUCAUGGCCGCAGAGCUUGGGGGCCCUCCUACCAAGCUCUUGGUCCUCCUCCAGCUGUAUCUCGAUUUUCUGAUUUGGGCAUGUCCUCUGCUACUGGUCUGACUCCCAGACAGGACCUUGGCUUGAGCCUCCUGCCACCAGCAGAAUCAGCAGGCCGCGGUGAGUCGCUCCAACCAGACAGCUUGUACUCCAGCAGAGGCUUGCACACCGACGACGUGCCCUCUUCUGCUAGACCGCGUCCAGUCGGGGGUACUACAGGUGCCCAGCUCCAUCAUCUCACACAAGUAGGCUUGUCCAGCCGGAUGAACGGUUACCCAGCAGGAAUCAGGACGGCUCCGGGCCAGAAUGGAGGCUUGGGCUGGAAUCACUACCAUGAUAACAAUUUCUCCAGGAUAGAGGCAGAAAAAGAUGCUAUGCACAGGAGUGGAACCAGGGAGCCCACAGCCCCUCCUUCCCACUUAGACGCAGCAGGCGUGGCCUAUCUGACAGCUCCACAGCCCCUCGGCACGCCUCCUCCCACGCAAUCCUCCGCAUCUCUGAUCAAGGCCAUCAGAGAGGAGCUGCUGCGUCUGUCCCAGAAACAGGCGGCGGUUUCCAGCUACCACAGCUGAAUAUGUAAAAGUCGCGUCCGAUCUGUUCCCUGAACUUGACAAUGCUUCCCAUGGAAGCUCCAGAUGCUGUACAGCAGAGAAUUUGUCCUGCUUUACUGAACUGAAGACGUGGGACGUUUGUGAGACUUCUACUAGGGGGAUGUGUUAGGAUAUGUGGACUAUCCCCUGGAGGGUGGGACAAAUCCACGGUUUUGCCACUGUAGAUGUUGAACGUUUUAGAUUUCCACUGUAUUACUGCAGACUCGGUAUUCUGUGUCAUGUCUGUAUUCCUAAAUUGCCUUCAUGAACAGAAGCACCCUCGUGUCAUGUUUUAAGGAGUUUUUAUUAGUUCAUCCCUCAAAUCACCGUGGAUGGAUUUCUAUAAUUCCUCCUCAACUUCCUCCUUCUGUUUUCUGCCGUUGACACGGUGACGUAGUUCACCGAAACACACAGGCAGACUAACAACCUGUGAGUUCUGGAGAGUCCCAGAACAGCCUGUGUGCUCAGGGCCGUUGUCGGCACUCCCCAAUUCCCGCUAAUGCACAUGGCCGGAUAGAUGGAGAUAUUCCAUAUUCCAGGGCUAAAUUAUAAUCCCAGUCCACUCCUGCAGAAACGUGUCUACUGAUUGAGCCUAAAGUACCGUUGCAGUUCCCAAUCAGCAAAAUGGUUCAGUUAGCUGUGUCAUUAAAGAGCAAGUCACCCCCUACCAGAGUAUUACUCCACUCCCACUUCCUGUUUGAAAAAUGCACCAAAUGCAGUUGCCUAGCAGACCGAAAGGGCGGAGCUGCUAACAAAUACACACUAACAGGCUCACAACGACAUUGUGACAUCAUAUGGUACUAGCUAACAUCCUAGGGUACCUCUUAGCCAAUAGCGAUGGCAGAUUUAAAUUCAAAUGCAGUGCAGAGUUUUUACCUACACUUUUACAACACUAACAGAUUAGGCAGAAAAUUAAAAAUUUUUUACUAAAAAGCACUAAAGUGCUAAACUAUUCACUGCACACACAUGCAUGUCUGCAGCAUGAAUAGACACGCAUUUAUAUCAAUCAGAUUUUAUUUAUAAAGCGCUUUUCAAGCAAAGUGCUUUACAAAACGACCCGAAAUUCCCAUAACAGUUUAAAACAUUAACAGACAUAUGCAAACACACACACACACACACACACAUCAGUAAAAAUGUAUAUUUAGUUUAUCAGAAAAAAAAAGUUGAUGUGUGGGUGACUUGAUCUUUAAUGUAUGUUUUGUAGCUGAUUGGCAAGUUCCCACACGGGACAGAAAUGGCCUUUAAGCAUGAUUAUAAGGUGACAGCGUGUGCUGCGUGUGUUCUGAGUUGGAACUGGAUCCACGCUAUAGACUACUUGCUACAGCUGAUGUCUUUCAGAAAGAUUACAGUAAAAGGACUCUUAGGUGUCAUGCAGUAAAGCGUUAAUUGGGGAAAGUGAUGAACUUCUGUUUCUGUUGCCACGUCUUUUACGAGCAGUACUUCAAAACGUGUUCUGCCUUUUUAAAAAGGGAACGUUCUCCACCAUCUGAACGCAUCACAUGUCCUUUUUGUGCUUUUCAAACUGCUGCUAAUUUCUUUUUUUGUUUGUUCUGUUUUUGGGGGGUACGUGGCAUUUCUCUGAUGUGAAGUUACGUGACGCGUUUGGACCUGAAGUAUUAAUUUAUUUAAGUGAAAUAAAAUGAUAAAAUAUGGAUUUUAAAAGCAAGCGUUACGUAUGUUUCUGGAGAGCGUGCUGCUGUCCCGGUAUGGAUUAUAAAUGUUUGGCCGUGAUCUCUGUGAUGUGCCUUUUGAACUGGCCCGAAUCAGUAAAUCGCAACGCAACAUGCAGCUAAAACACUUGAACUCUACUAGAAAACAGACCAAAUGUUAAACCAGUUUGUCUGUGGACACUUGAAAGCAUCGCUGUAAAUAAUGAAUGAAAUGCAAUGAUGUCACAGUGACUCAAGCUGUUGUCUGUCCAUGUUCACGUUACCAACCUCGGGCUCAGCGUCCCCAUCUGCUGGCUCUGUACUAUAACUACACAUUUUCUUUUCUACACUGUAAAUGAUCAGCUGGCUGGCCCAACUUGUCAUCUGUCUCUUGUUCCAUGUUUGAUUUUUGCUUUUUCACUGGUUUGUUUCUGUGCAUGCUGUUUCAAAACAUCUUGAAAUACAAAAGAAGAAACUUA